AUGGAACGUUGGCGACUUCGAUUGAUGCCAUAUCAGUUCAAACUCGAAUACCGACCAGGUCGAGAUGAGUUGAAUCCAGCCGACUAUAUGAGUCGACAUCCACAUGAUAAGCCUAAGCGCGAUAACGCUGCUGAAGCUUAUGUUGCAUACAUCAGUCAUAACGCUGUGCCUAAGUCACUGACUUUUGACGAAGUCCGUGCUGCUUCACGCAAAUGUCCUACUUUGCAGAAUGUGAUGUCUGCCAUUCAGACUGGCGAUUGGUGGAAUGAUCCUACUCUAAUUCCGUAUGUUCGCUUCCGAGACGAGCUCUCAAUCUAUGAUGGUGUUAUUUUAAGAGAUCAUCGUUUGGUCAUUCCAGCCCAAUUACAAGACAGGGUUGUUGAUAUUGCUCAUCAGGCCCACCAAGGCAUAGUCAAGACGAAGCAGCUCCUCCGGGAAAAAGUCUGGUUUCCUUCUAUUGACAAAAUGGUUGAGGAGGCUGUGAAAAGCUGUAUUCCAUGUCAAGCAUCAUAUCCUGGACAUAACAAGAGAGAACCUAUAUGUCCCACUGUUCUGCCUUCUAGCCCUUGGUCUGAAUUGGCUGUUGAUUUUUCUGGUCCAUAUCCAUCUGGUCAGUACAUCCUAGUAGUUGUUGAUGAACAUAGCAGAUAUCCCGAAGUUGAGAUUGUACAUUCCACAUCGGCAAAGGUUGUAAUUCCCAGACUUCAAGGCAUAUUUGCACGUCAAGGGUUCCCAAAAGUCUUGAAAUCUGAUAAUGGUCCGCCUUUUCAAAGUCAGGAGUUCGCAGACUUUGCCAAUGCUUGUGGUUUCAAACAUCGCCGUAUCACUCCGCUGUGGCCGGAAGCGAACGGUAAUGUGGAACGGUUUAUGGGCACUUUGAACAAGUUUGUUAGAGCUUGCGUGUCAGGAAAUAGAAAUUGGAAGUCUGAACUUAAUCAAUUUCUUAUGCAAUAUAGGGCAACACCCAAAUCAUCAACCAAAAUUUCUCCGUUUUGA
This is a messenger RNA of Ruditapes philippinarum (Manila clam), 996 nucleotides long. RefSeq lists its product as uncharacterized. Gene Ontology annotation, molecular function: nucleic acid binding. Gene Ontology annotation, biological process: DNA integration. Lineage: Eukaryota; Metazoa; Mollusca; Bivalvia; Venerida; Veneridae. The record is from RefSeq and is a predicted model, not a curated record. Bases 1 to 996 code for a protein of 331 amino acids. The transcript has a single exon.